This is a messenger RNA of Electrophorus electricus (electric eel), 1787 nucleotides long. It is a transcript of the gene bpifcl, whose product is annotated as BPI fold containing family C, like. Gene Ontology annotation, molecular function: lipid binding. Lineage: Eukaryota; Metazoa; Chordata; Actinopteri; Gymnotiformes; Gymnotidae. The record is from RefSeq and is a predicted model, not a curated record.
UCACGAACAGAAUUUAUGCACAUACAGAUACACACCACUGUGAAGGCAACCACGUUUGAUCAUUUCAGUUGGCUUUGCAGGUCUGUGGUUAUGGAUAAGAUGCAGCUGAUAGCUCUGCUCCUUGUGACUGUAACACAUACACAUGCAAACUAUUCUGCAAUGCAAGCUGUUUUGUCCCAAAAAGGAUUACAAAAAGUAUCUCACUGGUUGACUGACUGGCUGCAGAGUAAACUAAGUACUAUUAAGCUUCCAGAGGUCAGAGGGGAUGUGGAUAUCAAAAUUGGAAAAGUCCACUAUUUUCUUCAUGACAUGUCCAUUCAGCGCUGUGACUUGCCCGAACCGUCUGUAGCAUUUUCAGAGGGAACGGGCAUAUCUCUGCAAGUGGACGGCCUCUCCAUCGCCAUCCAGGGGCGCUGGGAUACAUACUUUGGUAUUAUUCAUGACAGUGGUUGGUUCAAUCUGGUUGUGUAUACCAUCAAUCUCAAUACAGUGUUGCAACUAGGGAGUGACAAUGGACACCUCUACAUCUCAACAGCAGUAUGUUCUGCUGAUGUGGGAAGUGUGCAAGUUCAUUUUCACGGAGGUGCUAGCUUUAUCUUUCAACCAUUUGUAACCAUGUUCAGCUGGAAAAUCAGAGACAGGAUUCAUGAAAAGAUAUGCACAGCAUUUGAACAAAGGAUUGAAGCCAUUGACGGCUACCUAGCGGCUAUGCCAGAUGCCAUAAACAUGGAUCCAUAUGUUUUUAUGAACAUUUCUUUGACAGACUCACCUAUUGUGAUGUACAGUGCACUUGGACUGAACGUAACUGGCGAGUUUUACAGCAUAAACUUUCCUUCCGAACCACCAUUUUCUCCCAACCGUUUUCAGAUGCCAUGGCAAAACAAUUACAUGCUUUCAGUGGGCACAUCUGAGUUCUGUAUUAACUCUGCAGCAUAUGCCUAUCAUAAAUCGGGAGUCUUGUACAUAUUAAUCAACGACGACAUGAUCCCCAAGACCUAUCCAUUCCAUCUGAAUACAAACCAGUUUGGAAUCCUGAUUCCUCAGCUCCCCAAGUUCUAUCCAAACCUGACCAUGAAGGUACUGCUGUAUGCCAGUGACCCUCCAUUAUUUUCCUUUACUGAAAAAGCUAUAAACAUUCACCUGUUUGCUGCAGCCAAAUUCUUUGCCAUCAAGGCAGACACUGAAGUCCCUCUCUUUAGACUGGACAUGGAAUGCUCUUUUAGUACCAAAGCCUCCAUUGACAAACAGCUGCUAAAGGGAGUUUUGCAGAUGAAAAAUUUGACCAUGACACUUGGAGCAACUGAAAUUGGUGAUUUCCCAAUUGCCCCGAUAAAGAAUGUAGUGACUUUCGCAUUGACCAAGAAGGUACUUCCAAAGGUGAAUGCACAACUGAAAGAUGGCCUUCCUUUGCCCGCUGUGAAGGAUUUCACCCUCAAAAAUUCAGUGAUGACCAUUGAAAAUGGCUUUUUGACAAUUGGAACGGACUUUGACCUGCUACACUGAAGCCAUACUUUGGCCCCUGGCCUUCAUUUGGGUUAUAUAUUGGGUUUCAUUUAGUUUAUAAUCUAAUUUGUAUUUUUUCUUUAUUAUUUUGUAUUUUCCAAUUUUCUUUAGUUUAUUGUAUUAAUUAACUUUUCUAUUUAAAUCUAUGGUCUUUUUACUUUUAUUGGUAAAGCACCUUGAAUGAUCUAGUACAUGAAAUGUGUUAUAAAACUCACUUUGUCUCACCCUAUGCUGAACAUGGCCACACUAUUUAUAUCAAGAUAAAGAAAAUGAUGACGCAUUCA